GAGUCAAAUCAGUCCUCAAUCAGUACACACAAGUCCAACAUUUCAUGAUUUCUAUGACUGUGUUCACAUAGAUGAAAAGUGGUUUUAUUUGUCAAAAGAGACAACAAGUUUUUACACCCUUCCCACGGAAAAUGAUCCAUUUAGAACAACUCAAUCUAAGAAAUUUUUUGCCCAAAAUAAUGUUUCUGACUGCAGUAGGAAGGCCUAGAAUUGCCGACAGUGGGGAGGUGGAGUGGGAUGGGGAAAUAGGGAUUUUUCCAUUCACAUAUGAAGACACAACUAAGAGAUCAAGCAAAAACAGGCCAGCUGGGACUUUAGAAACCAAACCAACAUUGAGUGUCACUAGGCAAGUUAUGAGAGACAUGUUCAUAAACACCCUAC
Messenger RNA from Cuscuta epithymum, 381 nucleotides. The record is from the annotation of a GenBank genome assembly. Lineage: Eukaryota; Viridiplantae; Streptophyta; Magnoliopsida; Solanales; Convolvulaceae.